AACUCGACCGCCUCCUUCUUCACGUACCCGGUAUCGAAAACCGUGACAGGGCUCCUGCGGCGCAUGUCGACGGAGCCGACGAGCAACGCGGCCAAAAACGGCGGAGGAGGAGGAGGAGGAGGGAGGAACGGCGGGGCGCGCCCAACGAGCAUGAUCCAGCCCAACGUGUCGGGCGUCGAGGGCGUGUACACGCCGCCGCGGCGGCACGCGUCGUCGCCGUUCCAGCCGCCGCCGCUGUCGCCGCUGCUGCUCUCCGGCUGGAAGGACAGCACCCCGCCCGACUGUCGCCUGUUGACGCGCCAGCUGGCCGAGGAGAUCCGCCUCCUCAUCCCGGCCCGCCUGCAGCUGUGCGAGGACUGGUCCCUCGCGUAUAGUCUCGAGCAGGACGGCGUCAGCUUGGCUACCCUGUAUAAGAAGUGCGAGGACUUGAGGGGGAGGCGCGGCGGCUACGUGCUUGUCGUCAAGGACGAGGGUGGCGGAAUCUUCGGGGCCUACCUCUCCGACCCCCCGCACCCAGACCCGCACUUCUACGGCACAGGCGAGUGCUUUCUGUGGCGCGCGCACGUCCUCCCCGGCCUCCCUCCGCUGAGUUCCCUCCCGCCGCCGCCGUCGGAGGAUACGACGCACGCGCAGCGCAUGACGAGCAUCUCGCAGCCGAAGCAGCAUCUCAGCCCGCCGGCGAGCGGCGCCCCCAGCGGCGCAAGCACGCCCGAGCGCAUCCGCUUUAAGGCGUUUCCCUAUAGCGGCGUGAAUGACUAUAUGAUUUUUUGUGAGCAGGGAUAUUUGAGUGUUGGCGGCGGCGACGGCCACUACGGCCUCUGGCUCGACGACAACCUCGAGGAAGGCGUGUCGAGCGCGUGCCCCACGUUCGGGAACGAGCCGCUCAGCGACGAGGGCACCAAGUUCGACGUCUUGGGCGUCGAGCUCUGGUACAUUGGCGUGUAG
This is a messenger RNA of Aplosporella prunicola CBS 121167, 945 nucleotides long. RefSeq lists its product as uncharacterized. The transcript has 3 exons. The annotation marks the transcript as partial. Gene Ontology annotation, biological process: response to oxidative stress. The record is from RefSeq and is a predicted model, not a curated record. Lineage: Eukaryota; Fungi; Ascomycota; Dothideomycetes; Botryosphaeriales; Aplosporellaceae. Gene Ontology annotation, cellular component: nucleus.